This is a messenger RNA of Silurus meridionalis, 1111 nucleotides long. RefSeq names its product F-box only protein 6-like. Gene Ontology annotation, cellular component: SCF ubiquitin ligase complex; cytoplasm. The record is from RefSeq and is a predicted model, not a curated record. Gene Ontology annotation, molecular function: protein binding; ubiquitin protein ligase activity. The coding region runs from base 154 to 948 and encodes 264 amino acids. Gene Ontology annotation, biological process: glycoprotein catabolic process; SCF-dependent proteasomal ubiquitin-dependent protein catabolic process. NCBI's taxonomy places the organism in Eukaryota, Metazoa, Chordata, Actinopteri, Siluriformes, Siluridae. The transcript is spliced from 8 exons.
GCGCCAACUUGUGGAUUUAUCUUUCAUAGUUUCACUUUCUCAUCAGUUGUUUUCCACCCAUUUUAAAUAUUUGGACCUUACUGCACCCAUGGCCAGAUAAUAAAUCAGAAGUUGCUACUGUAUAACAUUGAGAUCCAGGACAAAGACCUCAAGAUGACUUCUAAGGUGCCAAAACAAAGAAGGAUGGCUUUUUCAGUAUGCAAGCGAGUUUGCCCACAUCUUCCUCUUAAUGCUAUUGAGGAAAUUCUCCUAAACCUCCCGGCCCAACAGGUGAUUUGUGUGUGUCGUCUGGUGUGUAACGAGUGGAAGUCAGUGGUGGACAGCACUGCGUUUUGGAGGGAGCGAUGCCGUAGGGAAGGAUUGAAGCCCCUCAAUAACAACAGAGUCCCAAGAAAUUGGCAAACGUUCUAUUUUCUAUGUAAGAAGCGCCGGAAUCUGUUGAAAAAUCCCAAUGCAAAUGAGAAAUUCACUGGCUGGAACAUCUUAGAAAAUGGAGGUGAUCGAUGGAAGGUAGAUCGAAUAUUCACACCUCAUCCAGAUGAAACUGUAACAAAAUGCUUCGUUACAUCUUACAGCCAAUGCAUAAAGAGCCAGCUGAUAGACCUUAAGAAGGAAGGUUAUAGUCCUGCGUUUAUGGAUGAAAUACAGCCCAAUAUUGUAAUAUCAGACUGGUAUGCUCCACGCUGGGACUGUGGCAGUUUGUAUGAAAUUCAUGUUGAGUUGCUCACUCAAAAGAAGAAGACAGUCCAGUUCUUUUGUCCCGACCAAGUGACAUUUCCACAAUGGAAUGAUCAGAAAUGGAUGAAUAUGACUCAUACAUUUAUGGACUAUGGACCUGGUGUUCGAUUCAUUCGUUUUAAACAUGGAGGGAGAGACACACAGUUCUGGGCUGGACAUUAUGGAAUACGGGUUACAAACAGUAGUGUGGAAAUUUGUCCUUCAGCUUAAGGAUAGUGUAUAAAAAGUACAUAUGUGUAAUUGAAGGAUCAGCCUCGGCUAUAAGUCAGAAGUUGUGCUGUAACAUUGCGACCCAGGACUAUAAGCACAAGACCAGGACCUCAAGAUGAAGUCUCAGGUGUCACUACAGAGAAUAGAGGCUCCUUAUUCAUGC